Molecule: messenger RNA, 3707 nt
Organism: Cydia splendana
Lineage: Eukaryota; Metazoa; Arthropoda; Insecta; Lepidoptera; Tortricidae
Product: centrosomal protein of 120 kDa-like
Exons: 20
Coding region: 113-2728 (871 amino acids)
Biological process (GO): positive regulation of centriole elongation; interkinetic nuclear migration; centrosome cycle
Cellular component (GO): centriole; centrosome
Source: RefSeq, a predicted model, not a curated record
CUGGCACUGGUACGUUUUAUCUGUCAAAGUCAAUUUUAAUUUUCGAAGGACAUGUUUACGUUGAGUUUGAGUUGUAUUUAUUAUUUGCUCCCAAUUUUGUAAAUCAAUUUCAAUGGACGAAUUAAAAGGACCUACUAUCCAAAUAGUACUUCAUGUAAAAGAAGGUCUUGGAUUUGGUUUCUUGAGGGCUCCUUUUAUUGUAAGUGGAUCUUUAAAUGGAUAUAUGCUGGAGACGGAUCCAGUUGUGCCCUGCCAUGCACCUAGUUUCGACGCUGAACUUGUCUGGGAGGCCGAUAAACGACGAUUUCGUAGCCUUCGAGUCCAGAAUGUCCCCAUCAAAGUGGAAGUGUUCACAAUGGGAACUCAGGGCCGAAAGGAUAAAGUGGGUUACCUGCUGCUCAGUCUCCUCGGAGCGCAGCCCUGUCCUGCCACCAAGAUUGUUGAUGUGCGGCAUUCGUGGCACCGGUUGCUAGGAGUAAAGUCGGAGGGAAAGUGCUGCCACCCGCAGCUCAUGCUCAGCCUUUCUGUUGAGGACCGUGUCAACACAAUCACUCCUAGGAAUGAACUGCGCAUGUUUCAUAGCAACGACGUGGCUUACCCGACUACUUGCAACACGGUCAAUCCCACUGCUGGACUGUUACUCACACUUAAUGAAUACAUAGCAGAAAGCAAGAAGACAGUAUCGAGCCCCGACCUGCAGCCUAACCUGCUAUGCGAUGAGGGGCUCAUACAGAUCGGCGGUGGGAAGCAUCUGUUCGUGCUGAGUUUCGUCAUUGGCUCUGUCGAAAACAUUGACAUGCUUAUACCUGACUAUGCCACCCGAAAAGAUGCUACUGACUGUUAUGUUUCAUACACCGUCUUCACGCAUACCAUUACAACCGACAGAGUGAGUGUGACGGUGACGGGCUCAGGUGCGGCGGCACUAUUCAACCAGCGCACGUCGCUGCGGCUGCGGGCAGACCUCUCCACACUCGGGCGCUACUUCGCCGAGUGCCCGAGUCUGGUCACCACCGUGCGCGCCACGGACCGGGACGUCGGUAUAUGCAGCAUGGAUCUCCGCAAGCUAGUCCCGACCGACAACAUUGAACACUUCCUCAACAACUUCUGCAACGAGCCGCAAGCAAUAUCCAUACACGAGCGCUGCUUCAUACUACGCACAGACGGACAACGAGACGGGGACCGGAAACCAUAUGUCGAUGUUGAUAUGAGCCUUAAAUACGUCGGGGUACAGACUGAACCUACGAAACCACCGGUACUGUCGGCGCGUAGUGCAACUCAACUGGAAAUUCGAGCGCAUACGGAGGUGCUGCGGAAGGAAAGCAUCCUUAAUAUAAAAAGCAGCGGCAGUUGUACCAACUUGGAGGAUGUGGGCGGCGUGGCGUACACUAACAACACGGCGAGGAAUACGUCCAGGUAUAAGGACGCAUCAGGCGCCGCCAUUCUCCAAACCAACGAGAUAACAGAACUAAUACGCAAGAUGUGCGAUUCCUUCGCGCUCAGCCAAGAGAAACUAUUAGCGGCUCGAGAGAAACCACUUACUAGCGACAUGCAAGUGCAAUGCGAGACGGAGACAGACAAGGGAGACAAGGACGGCGCGCGGGAAGAGAGCGUGGGAGACAAGGAGAGCGUCGGGGAGAAAGAGAGAACGCCAAUAAAACUAGAGACGAGUAAGAGUGACACCUGCAUACGGAACGAUAAAGACAUGGUAAAGAGGGUGAUACCGUACGAGGAGCGGGACAGCAUCAUGCAGAAGUUUGUGGACGAGCUGGAAGACUGGAAGGAGAAACAACAGGAGCUGUAUAAGUUACAGCUGCAACGCAAAGAAGAAUACCACCUCGAUCUCCUCUCCCGCGAGUGGACCAAGAAGCGUGCCGAGCUGGAAACCAAACUGAGUCGCGGCAUCGAGCAGUGCCGCCACCUCGCCGCCGACCUGGCGCGCGCCACCGACGACUUCCGCCUGCGCGGCUACCGGAACACGGAGAGGGAGAAGAAGCUUCUAGACGCGAAGAAUGCUCUGGAGACCCACUACACGGCGAAGUACCAGGAGCUCAGAGAGGCUUCCCAGAAGAUGGAAGACGACAUGAACCACCGGCUGAAGCUCAAGGAUAUGCGCAUCGAGGAGCUGGAGGCGAAGAUCCAGCAGUUGGAACGACAGCUGGAGAUCAUGAAGAUUAAUGCCAAAAAUAUAGAAAAGGAGUCUGAGAGCAAGUAUUCCGGAUUGACUAAAGACCAAACGGCCAGCCUUAUACAGGAAUUGCGUUGUCUUGAAGAGAAGUUAGACAGCGCCGUGCAGUCUAAGGCGUUCUUUAAAGAGCAGUGGGGCCGCGCCGUACGGGAGCUACACCUGAACAAGCUCCAUACAAGAAGGCAGAUGCUCACACAGCUGAGACAGGACAGGAGGCAGCUCGGGGAGAUGGGAUUGGACACAAUUCAAGACCAAGACGAGAAGGCCGAGGAGGUGGACAUGAAACGGCUAAAAGACGACUUUUACGUCGACAUACUCACCAACAUGCCCGUUAUAGAGUCCAACUCUAUCAUAACUACGACGGGAGCAGAGUUGGAUAUGUUUGAUGAAAUGAAAACCGCGCCAAAGAACCCAACAAACGAGAGACUGUCGCAGUUAAUCGCAGAGCGAGACCGCCUCGUCGAGCGUGACUGCCCCGACGAGGACCGCCUGCAGCAGCUGAACCAGGAGAUCAGAUCUAUCCUGCUCAACUGCGGCUCUUGAUAACGUUCAAAUGUCACGUUUUCAGUCAAAGGGGUACUCUAUUAUCGGUUGUCAAGGCGCUAUAGGGACCGUGCGCGUUGGAGGGUCUGCCAUCUUGUGCCCUGAAUCGGAAACAUAAAUGUGCACUUGUACAUUGCCAAAGCAAGUGCUACCAUCUACCGUUCUCGUCGGUACGUUUCCUUGUGUAUAGUAACGUGGGCUACAUCGGGAGCAUAAACGACACAUUUACGCCUCGCGCCAAAAAUCUGACGGCUCCUAUGCUGCCCCCUAUAGUUCAUGCACCGGAGCUUAUUUCCAUAAAGUUUCAAUUUAAAAUCAACCUUAUCGACCGAAAAAGUAAUUCCUUUUAUUUGAAAACGUCAAAUAUAGGCUCUUUGUAAAUGAUUCGAAAUUCUUAGCUACGCUGCUGAAGUUUGGUUGAAAUGUAGGUGUUUGAACGGCACGCCAAACGUGUGCAUCAUCUAGAACCUUGUGGGAAUGCACGAAGGUUGAUAUUGGGCUGUAGCCGCCCGCGUCAGUUGACGUCUUGCGGUGAAAGGGUUUAUCAAAGAAUAAUUGAUUUUAUUAGAUGUGUAAAGUUUAACAAAUUUGUGCUCCGGAUUUAACGUUUAACAAUUCUAUUACUAUAAAAGAUAGCGAUAGCGCCGCGCCGUGUUUGAAUGAUGGUGACGGUUACUAUAUCUAAUUCUUAUUGUAAAGUGCCAUUAUUCCUAGCUGUGAAACUCGGGGGGCAUGCGGGCAUUUAUAUUAGAAAUUACUCAUCUUAAAUUAUUGGUUUCACUGAACAUGUGAUCUUUACGUAAAUGAUUAGUCCCCAUUCCCAUUACGAUUGUGCUUGACAGAAAUUAUGAUUGCACAUGGCGCAUGUAGCUAGAGUAAGUACAGGAGCGGAGCGGCCGGCCUACUUGUUACUCGCGUGUACUUUUUACUUUUUUUUAUUUUAUUUUUUUAUUGGUACACGGUGGAAUUGACUACUGCA